UACGGAAGGAGGAUAACACCGAUUAAAGAUGGGAGCUUCACAGUCACAAGACUUGGAACCGAAACUCGAAAACAAUACGGUCGAGCCGAAGAACCGGGAAAAUAAUGUCCCGGUACGGCCGUUAACAACGGAGAAAACACCUGACCCUAAGCUUGUCAUCGAUCCGAAAUCAUCAAAGAAAACCGAGAAAAUACAACUUCCGUAUAACUACGAAGCCAUCUUGAAAGAUGCCGACUCGCAUGUCGGUAUGUCCGGCAUGGAUGAGUUGCUCCCUCAGAUUCAUUCCGGGGUUUUCUUGAACCAGAAGAGAAAGAAGUACUGGGUAGAUAAGAACAACAAAAACUGCUUCAUGUUGUUUGCAAGAGAUCUCUCCAUCACUUGGGCUGAAGACAGCCGUUUCUGGCACUGGACACAUCAAACGGAAGCAACCAGUGAUGUUGAAGUUGCUGAGCUUGUACAAGUUUGCUGGCUAGAGUUGGUCGGAAAAUUCCAUGUAUCAAAGCUCUCACCAGGGACAUUGUACCAAGUUGUCUUCAUUGUCAUGUUGAAAGAAGAAGCAUAUGGAUGGGAAGUGCCAGUGAAUUUCAGGCUUACUCUUCCGAAUGGGCGAAAAAUUGAACGCAAAGAGACUUUGAUGAACAAGCCGAGAGGGAAGUGGAUCGAAAAUCCGAUCGGAGAAUUCGAAGCUUCGUUCGAAACUGGUGGAGAAAUGGAAAUCUACAUCCAUGAAUAUGAUGCCGGGGGAUGGAAGAGCGGGCUUGUUGUUAAAGGAGUUGCCAUUCAGCCGAGAGAGCUAAGUUAAUCCGGUCGUUAACAGUUUAUCAAAUACGAACCUUUGUAAUUUUACGGGUCAUUUAAGUUCGAUGUUGUUUGAUCUA
Hibiscus syriacus is the source of this 878-nucleotide messenger RNA. RefSeq names its product protein PHLOEM PROTEIN 2-LIKE A1-like. The transcript is spliced from 3 exons. Bases 29 to 802 code for a protein of 257 amino acids. NCBI's taxonomy places the organism in Eukaryota, Viridiplantae, Streptophyta, Magnoliopsida, Malvales, Malvaceae. The record is from RefSeq and is a predicted model, not a curated record.